AUGGGAGCCAGUUGUAAGGACCAAAAGAAAGCAUUGGCUAUUUGCUUGCAAAGAUCACCAUGUGUAUUAAUUGACAGAAACACACCUAAAGAAUGUCUUACUAAUCCUGAGUUGAGCAAAGAUCUUCCUGAGUUGUGUAAGGCCAACUUGAGAGCAUUCAUGGACUGCAAGAAUGGGUUCUUUGAUAUGCGGAAACGAAUGAAAGGUAAUGCGCCUUUGUCUACUGGGAAGUACGAUGAGAUCUAUGAUAACUUAUCGACUGGGAAUUUUGAUGCUCAUGAGGAGAUGCGGAAGUUGGAUGUUUUAAAUAGAAACUUGUCUAAACAGAAACAAGCACGUGAGGAACAAGAGAAGGCUCGUUUAAAGGGAGAGUUGUAG
Messenger RNA from Lizanozyma spartinae, 378 nucleotides. RefSeq lists its product as uncharacterized. The transcript is spliced from 2 exons. Lineage: Eukaryota; Fungi; Ascomycota; Pichiomycetes; Serinales; Debaryomycetaceae. Gene Ontology annotation, cellular component: mitochondrion. The record is from RefSeq and is a predicted model, not a curated record. Gene Ontology annotation, biological process: mitochondrial respiratory chain complex IV assembly. Bases 1 to 378 code for a protein of 125 amino acids.